Molecule: messenger RNA, 1659 nt
Organism: Ceraceosorus bombacis
Lineage: Eukaryota; Fungi; Basidiomycota; Exobasidiomycetes; Ceraceosorales; Ceraceosoraceae
Source: the annotation of a GenBank genome assembly
AUGAAGCUCACCACCUCUUUUUCUCUCCUCGCCGUCGCGCUCACGGGUGCUCAAAGCAUCCUCGCCUUUCCGGAGUACGCCUCCCGCUCCCCCAAAGAUUUCACAGUCGGACAAAUCAUUCGAGAACGCGUGGAGCGGCGAGCGGCCGAGGGGACUCAGUUCCCAAAGCGUCUGCUUGGUCUCGACGGUCUCCUCGAACCUCUGACCGGUGUGCUAUCUGCACUUGGCUUGCCUGCUGCUCAGAAGCAGGGCGCAGUGCUCGUCCCCGACGCCGCUCACCCUUACAAGGCCCCCGGCCCCACCGACAUUCGCGGCUUAUGCCCCACUUUGAAGUGAGAAAAUUGCGCAUGCUCUUUGAUCCACGCAGCUGUCGUACUGACCGAUCACGCUAUACGCCUUUAGCACGAUGGCGAACCACGGUUACAUUGCUAGGUGAGUGCUCCGACGUCGAAUCCGCACUCACUCACGUGCUCACCCAAGCACCUCUCUUGUUCCCGUCUUGCGUCACCAGAAAUGGAAGUGAGUUGGCCAAGAGACCAUGUGCCGGUCUGACGCCCUCCUCGCACGAUGCUGAUCCAUUUCAUCUCCCGGCACCGAUUAUAGUCACGACCUUUGCCGAGGCUUCAAACGGCUGCCAGCAGGCUUUUGGCUUCAGCUACGACCUUUGCACGUUCCUAUCAGCUCUCGGUCUCUUGGCUGGUGGUGACAUCUUGUCAGGAAAGAUGUCGAUCGGUGGCCCUGAUAGCCGCGUGCCCAACACGCUGGGUAAAGCUGGUGAGUUAACGGUCAGCGGUCUAGUGGGAUGGAACUUUUUUCUGAUACCUACGUCCUGCCCCCUUGUCUUCUUCACCCCAGGCGGCAUUCAGGUGAGUCGGCGGUCGGCGGACUGGCCCGUCAGGGAAGCCUCUGCUGAUGCUCUCGCGUUUACGGUGCCCUCCCAUAUAGCAACACGGAGUCUUCGAGAUAGAUGGCUCCAUGACGAGAGCCGAUACUUACUUUGGCAACAAUCACAACUUCCAAGUUGACAGGUGGAACAACAUCGUCAAGAUGGCCAACGAAAACGGCGGCAAAUUUGACAACACCAUGUGGAAGAAGGAGCGCAAGCAAACGUACGACUUUGCCAGAGCCAACAACCCCGAAUUCUACGCAGGUGUCAAGUACAUUGCGGUCUCCAUUGCUGAGAGAGCCUUCAUUCAACAGGCUUUGCCAUCCUUCGGUGAGAAUCAGUCCGACAAGGGGAUCGCCAACUACCGCAACGUUGCACCUUUCUUCCUCAACGAGACUUUCCCCACCGACUGGAUCAAGCGUGGCACUCCCUACUCUCUGCUCAACCUUGCCGGCGACGUCGUGGACUACGUCGCAGACACUUCCACCUUCACUCCUCCGGGACAAAAUCAAGGGGUAGGCAACUUCUCGCCUUUCAAGGUCGACUUGCCCACCGAAGUUCCCAGCGCUGCUUGCUUCCUUCUCACUACGAUUCAAGACGUCGGCACUGGACAACUGGAAGGGGAGAUCGUCCAUGCUGUAGCGGAACUCGUCGAACAGGUCAUCGCUCCCCUGUUCAAGACCAGCUUCAACUGCGACUUUUCGCAACUGGGCACUUCCGGAGCCGACUCUACCAACAUCAACUCGACCGUCGUCAAUCAUCCUGGCAAGUGA